AUGCAGGCCGUGAACGUAUUAGUCCGAAAACUGUUGCGCUUCCUCUUCGAUGCACGAAAGCUGCGCAGCCAGAUGGAUGCCCCCGGCAAAGAUUUUUCCAAGGCGGCGCACACCCUGCAUGAGCUGGAGUCGGUAUUGCAGGAGAGCAGCCUGGAGAAAGUGGACAUUCUUCGGGCUGAGGUCCUCUUCAUUCGGGAUGUGGGCGCACGCGUCCGGCGACAGUCCGAGGAGGACCUCCGCACUGGGGUGCGGCAGGGGAACCACAUCGCACUGAGUGUGGCGCUGCAGGUGUUCUUCAACCUGGAGAGUCUCUGGCCCCAGCUGAAGAAGCUGCUGGCGGAGCUUCUGGAGGAAGUCAGACAGGCGCCGUUGUCAGCUGCGGGCUUUCUACAGGGCUUGGAUGUGAACCUCCAGGUACUGGUGGCGCAGACGCAGCGCGUGCAUGCCUUGGAGGAGAUCGUGGCAGCGAAGAUCGACCCGGUUACGCAUAAGAGCUUCCAAUCUGUGUUGGAGGAUGCUGGCGUUCGCUCUUUGACGGCCCACUUCUGGACUGAAGCUGCCAGUGUCUUUAAGGCCAAGCUCGGGAAGGUGUGCCAGGACCGAGCUUUCCGAUCAAAGGCCAUCUCAGACUGCCCGAAGGUCCUCCAAAGUUUGGUAUCUGCUGUAGAGAAGCUGGGCCGUGGAAAAGUUAUGAAAUCAACAGAGCGCGAGCAGCUUUACCAGUCUGCUGCGGAAUUGCGGAACGAGUUUUUGGGCGAGUCCAUCCGACGUGUAACUGAUCCUAUCGAGAUGAUGCUGCCGGACAAGCUGCUGUCAAGCCUGAGUGCUUCUGGUGAGCGCAUCGGGGGAACCGGCGAGACGGUGACGGACGAGCUUCCCACCAUGCACGAUCUGCGCCGUUACGUGCAGCUGCUGGUGACGGAGUUGGAACGUGUCGAGUGCUGUCCCGAUCUCCUGCUAAAGGAUGUGCUGCGAAGCGUCCGGAGUUCCGUGCUGUUCUUCGCCACUCGAUUGGAGCAGGUUGUAGAUUCAUCCUCUGCAUUCCAGUGCCUGACGGAGGAGGAUGGGCUCUUGCGGUUAAAGUCGCCGCUUCCCAUGCCCACUGCCGGCCAUGCCCGGAAUGCCCG
Symbiodinium necroappetens is the source of this 1127-nucleotide messenger RNA. NCBI's taxonomy places the organism in Eukaryota, Dinophyceae, Suessiales, Symbiodiniaceae. The record is from the annotation of a GenBank genome assembly.